GAAUAGCGGCUUCUCGAGAAGGCCGAGCUGCGUUCGAUCACUCAAGCCAAUCAACCAACAGGGCCAGAGCAGGACUAUGGACGCGGCCGCCCCUCGACCAUCACUGCCCGCGAGACUCAGGGGCGGGGGAAUGGGAGGUCUGGAAGACGGCGCAGACCCAGCCACGCCCACGCGGCAGCUCCUGGCGAGGGUCAAGCGGAGGUCGAUUGCUGGUGUGGUCGAGGGAGGGCCGCCAAGGACCAGAUCGUCUCGCACGGGCUCAUCACAACUCGCGCACAUCUCGUCCGGAGACGCCGAAGAAGAAGAGGAGAAGGAGGAGGAAGAAGAAGAGUCCUGGGAGCACAGCGUAGAGGAGCAGCUCGACAUGGCGCUGGAAGAGGUUGAGUCGCGGGAGAGGACAAUCGGAGAGCAGCAAAGUAGAAUCGAAGAGCUCGAAAAGGCGCUGAGAGAGGCCAAUCAGGGCAAUGCCGCGCUGCAGGAAAAGCUCAGUCGAGCUACGGCAUCUGCCAAUCGGAAGACUGGCGGAGGCGGGCUCACAAAGGAGGCAGCAACGCAGCUCGAGAGGGAGUUCAACAGCCAGGAGAUGAUCCUCAAAGGUCUUCAAAGAGACAAUGAAUCAAAGACGAUCGAAAUCGAGGCGAUGCGGCGAAGGACGAAGCAGAUGGGCGACUACCUCAUGCGCCAGUACGGCCAAGAUUGGGAAGAGGUCGUCUUUGGAAGCACAAACAGCGGCAGUCUGUCAGGAGUUGCAAGUGCUUCUCCUGGCAUGGGCGGGACUGGAACCUCGCCUGCCAAUCCUUCCUCCGCUGCCUUCCCGCCAUUUCUGGGCACCAACGCAGGUCUAGGUGCGGGGACAGAUGCGACGGCGAUGCAGAGCGCUAUUACCAAGCUCCUGGGACCCGCAGCGGCUGGCGGUCCAACGCCUAAAUCAAAGGGCAGCAUCCUUGGCUCGAGUCGUCUCGCCAAUAGCAUCGGCGCCCCAGCCUCGGAGGACGGUCGCCGGUCCUGCUCACCAUCCAAGAAGAAGCAAGAAGGCGAACGUGGCUCCGAUGAGCCAGAUUCUACCUUCCUCUCUGCCGCCGACGACUCUUUUGCCCAGAGCCAAAACCAGAGUCCCGUCAAGCGCAUCGCCGACGACGGGCAGCUGGACUAUGACGAGGGAGGAGCGGCACAAGUAUUGACCGGUUACGAUCCCGCAACGAUCCUCGCUUCCAUCGAUGCGGCCCGCCUCUUGAUCCAGGGCUUCGAACGGAGGCAGGCCAUGAAGAUGACCGAGCUCAACGACCUCGUCGAAAGAGCAAACGAAGGCGAGACGAGGGCCAAGGAGCUGGCCUCAUCCUGGUUCUAGACCCAGAUUUUCAACGACAUCAACGACACUUGACGAUAUAAAGGAGCGACUCUAACGACCAGCUUCUUCCCAU
This is a messenger RNA of Acaromyces ingoldii, 1421 nucleotides long. RefSeq lists its product as hypothetical. The transcript is spliced from 3 exons. The coding region runs from base 77 to 1348 and encodes 423 amino acids. NCBI's taxonomy places the organism in Eukaryota, Fungi, Basidiomycota, Exobasidiomycetes, Exobasidiales, Cryptobasidiaceae. The record is from RefSeq and is a predicted model, not a curated record.